AUGACUACUAUACACGUAGACGUGAACCCCUUUCCACCGAUUUAUUCUGCUGGGCCCUUGACAUGGGAGACACCCCUCUUCAUAACACCUACGGCCUUGCUAUCAUUGAUCGCAUUUCUUGGUUUGGGUCGUUAUUUGAGCACACGCUCUCAUCCAUUGUUUGUGGAUGCAGCUCGUUUGAAUCGACAACGGCGAUUGACAGCUUUAUCAAAGUUGGUGCUUGCCAUGUCUAUCACUAUCCUGUUGACAUUCAUGGUGGAUGCAGGCAUCUUUACAGCACGUGCCAUUCUCGACAAGCACUGGACAUCAACCGUACUUGCGUAUUACAUCGGCAUUUCAUGGCUAGCAUGGAUAUUAGGAUUGAUGGGCAUGAUCCAUGAAGCUCACAAUUUUGGUCGUUGGAGUUGGGUGCAGUAUACCUUUUGGAUGACGGCAACUUUGGGAGAGUCGUUAAUAGCUUGGUUGUGGUUUGUUGCAUUUCUCAGCCCUCGAACCGGCACUAUCUUUGACAAGUACGAUUUCAUGUUCUUGGGAACGUUUGCAAUGCGUUAUGGAUUGGAAGUGGGUACAAUGGUGCUUUGUUUGAUACAAAUGUUUAUCCGUGAACCACCAUCCCGGGAAUGGUCCCCACUGAUAUCAACACAAGCAGCAGCAUCAUCGUCAUACGGUAGUACUGAAGCGUUUCAAAAAGGACAACAGCCGACAACAACAGCCCCUGUACCUACCCAUUCAUCAUUUUCCAAAUUGUGUGCUUUACUAUCGUAUACAUGGCCACGAGGAUCACUAUGGUUGCAGCUGCUCAUGUUUUUAUGCUUUUUACUCAUGUGGGUUGCUCUCGCUAUUAACGCAAUGACACCGUUGGCGAUGGGGAUGCUCGUCGAUAGCUUGGGACACACCAAAUGGGCUUUUGUUUGUAUACUCAUUUUGGUGUAUAUGGGACUCAGGUUCUUGCGAGGAAAAUCUGGUUUCAUUCAAUGUACACAAAACUGGUUAUGGAUUCCUGUGGGGCAGCAUAUCUCAAAAACGAUGUCGCUCAACAUAUUGGAACGGCUUUAUGAUCUAUCACUCGCUUUUGAUCCCAUUCGCAAGUCCGAAGCUCUCAAGGUGUUUGAUCAUGCUAUCCCCAGCAUAGCACCCAUGUUGCCACAGCUCCUUUUUCAAGUCGUACCUGCUGUUUUGGAUGUUGUUGUGGCUGUCAUUCUUUUGUGGUUCCUUUAUUCACCAUCAGCGGGGCUCAUUGUACUCGUUACCAUGUCUCUCUACAUCCUCGUGACCAUUUCCUUUUCUAGUGAUGUUAUUCCAUCAUCCUCAUCCACCAACAAGCGCUAUCGUGACAUGCUAGACCGCAACAAUGAAACAAGGAUCAAAGCAAUCAACUCGAUUUUGAAUUAUGAAACAGUAAAGUACAACAAUGCGGAGCGCAUUGAAUUGGAGCGAUAUCGUGCAGCCUUGAUCAAUUGGGAAAAGGCUGAUUAUCGCUACAGCUCGUCACGUGUCAUCGCUCGGCUUGUGCAGCACACUAUAAUUGCGAGUGGAUUUUUGGCUGGAUGUCUUUUGUUUGCAUGGGAAGUCUCACAAGCACGAUGCACACCUGGUGAUUUUGUGCUAUUCAACUUUUACAUGUUGGGAUUGUGUGAGCCGCUUUCCGAUUUCGAUGCACAUUACCGAUCGAUACAAACCAGCUGGCUGGAGCUCGAUAAGGUUCUCGGGUUACUCAAAAAGAAACCGGCAAGUGGUGAAAAGAACGUUGUGAUCAACAAGGGAUCCAUUGUGUUUGACAAUGUACGUUUCAGCUAUGACCAACGACAUGCUGCUCUUAAGGGUGUCUCCUUUUCGGUCCAAGGAAGUACCAAGGUGGCUCUUGUGGGGCAACGAGAAUCAGGAAAAUCCACCAUUUCACGCCUCCUUUUCCGAUUUUACGAUCCAGAUUCCGGUGCCAUAUACAUUGAUGGGCAUGAUGUCAAGACUGCUAGUCUAAGAUCGAUACGACAGCAGAUUGGUGUGGUCCCGCAGGACAUUGUAUUGUUCAAUGAAUCGGUGUAUUACAACAUUGCAUAUGGCAAUUGGCAAGCUUCCGAAGAUGCUGUAUUCCGAGCUGCCAAAUUUGCACAAAUUCACAACACCAUUUUGAAAUACCCUGAUGCAUAUGAAACCAAGCUAGGCAACGGCGGAUUUCAGCUUACUCCUAGCGAGAAGCUAAGGAUUGCUAUUGCGAGGGCUUUCCUAAAGGACCCAGCCAUUGUCAUACUCGAAGAUGGAAACGAUGCUGUGGAUAGCUCAUCGGAUCACCAGCUGCAACAAGCUCUCUCGACAUUAACAGAAGGUCGUACAACAUUGGUGAUUGCACGUCAACUCUCUAAAGGUGUUAUGGAUGCGGAUAUGAUCUUUUUCAUGCAAGAUGGCCGAAUUGUUGAAUCUGGAACACACGAGAGCCUCACAAUGCCUGAAAAUAGAUAUCAUUGUCAAGGAUUAUACUACGACAUGUGGAAAAUGCAAUGCAUGGAUGAGGAGCAAAAGUACAAGCCCAACAAGGAAAACCUAAUGGCUGAAGCCAUUAUCUCAACGUGCCCCAACAUGAUACCAAAUGACAUUCCUCCACCAUCCAUUGACAACAACACCCAUUCCCGCAAGCCAGAAUCUUCUUUUGUGGAUGAGCCUGCCACUACACAGUCAUCCAUGAUGGACACAGAAAAGAAAAGUGAGGAUCAAAAAGUGACACAAAGAGAUGAAGGCACCGUUGCCAAGGUAGAAGAAAGCCCGAGAGAGACAAGUGAAGAAUAUCCAAAAGAUGAUGACAACACCAUCAAAGAAAGCCAAAAAGAAACAAAGGCUGGAAACAAUGGAUCAUCAAAGAAGAAAAAGAAACCCAAGACAAAGAAGCGUAAGAACUCCACAGUAUUUUAG
This is a messenger RNA of Lichtheimia ornata, 2904 nucleotides long. RefSeq lists its product as uncharacterized. Bases 1 to 2904 code for a protein of 967 amino acids. Gene Ontology annotation, biological process: transmembrane transport. Gene Ontology annotation, molecular function: ATP binding; ATP hydrolysis activity; ABC-type transporter activity. The record is from RefSeq and is a predicted model, not a curated record. NCBI's taxonomy places the organism in Eukaryota, Fungi, Mucoromycota, Mucoromycetes, Mucorales, Lichtheimiaceae. The transcript is spliced from 12 exons. Gene Ontology annotation, cellular component: membrane.